AUUUUUCGGUCUCCUGUCCUUUUUUCUCUUUUAAUUGUGUUUUUGUAUUUCUGUGCAGAAAGAUUGGAUUCUCUUAAUCAGUUUUUUACGCUGAUUCCGUUGUAUAUGGUUUUUCAUAUUUUUGUGUAUAUCACUAUAUUUCGUGUCUCUUUUACCCUAGGGGCUAUCUUUUGGGCCCAUCCCAUGUUGUGCGAUUCUGAGCCACAUUUCUGGAUAUACGUGAUCAGUUCUUGCAGCUGAUCCAGUUUGAUACUGUUUUAUAUAUUUUUGGUUCGGUCUCUUAAUUGCAUCCUAUCGCAAAGGCUACGAUUCAGACCCAUUUCAUGGGGGAUGAUAAUGGAGCUCCCAGCGACGCCCGGGGCAGUGACAGACAUUGUUUACAUUGCAAUAAGAUCUUUCAAAUCGUCCACAGCGGCCAUCGCUGCUGCUCCCAAGAAUGUACCAAAGCUCGACAAUUACUAAACCGUCAGUCUGCCAAUACGUCCUCGGCCUCUGCCAGUGGUGGCAACAAGAGGAAGAAAGAUUCCCACUCCCCAGACAAGCCGGAUGCUACUGACAUGAAGAAGUCCAAGGCUGACUCUGCUACCACCUUCAUUGCUGAACUUCCACUUGCCACCAUCAAUUCGCUAAGUAAAACUGAACUUGUAUCUCGUCUAAGCUUUGCUCUGAACCUAUUAGAGAACCAAAUUGUUGACAUCUGUGAGCUAGAACUCAUGGUCACCCGACUCGGUGAUGACCAUGUCUCUGAUCUCGAAUCUCAAGUCUCCUGUCUCAAAACUGAUCUAGAGAGUAAGGUAGAGGAAAUUAGUGUACUAAAGAAUGAGGCGGUGCAAAUGAAAGUAGCUUUUGCUGACGGUCUUUUAAGCCUCCAACGUGCUAGCCCUACCGGCCUUGCUGGUUCGUCCUUCUCAGGUACAUCAAGUCAUGGUCCGUCCUAUGCUUCUGUCGCUCGUGGUAACUCAUCCGGCUCUGUUUUGGUGGCCAAAUGUGCCGAUGCCUCUGCUCCUCCUUUGAAUGUCCAGGCUGUUGAGGAGUUGCUUGAUACUCCAAACAGCGGUUUGAUCCCCUCGCAUGUUCGUUUUAAAAACAAUAAGAUGUUUGUCACCCUGGACAAUGAGGUGGCAGUUGCAAAGGCAGCAGCUCUUCUUAACAACAAACCCGAUUUUAGUAGCCGUUUUGAACCAGCUAGCAAGCUAAAUGUGUCUUUCCCUGUUGUGGCCCUCUUUGUCAAUAUUUCGGAUGUAAACGCCCUUAAGGUGGAGCUAGAACAUCGUAAUAGCGCCUUACGUGGGCAGAUACACUCCGUUAAAGUGAUCUACACCAAGCCACAGACCACGGAAGGACACGUUAAGAUUUUUCUUAAAUCCAGGGCUGUCAGAGACCUCAUUCUGGACCAGCGUAGGGCAUCGAUCUCGGGAACCUACUACCGUAUAGUACCAGUUGAUCUGAACAGGGAGGUUAGACGCUGUUUUAAAUGUCAAAGAUACGGACACAUCCAGAGAGACUGCUCAGCUAGGUUUGUAGCUUGUGGGAAGUGUGCAGAGAGGCAUACUGCAAUGGCUCGCACCAAUCUGGCCACAACACUUGCAGUGAGCAGGUGAAAGCGGUUGAGCGGUACAGAACAUUCCUUGAUCGUAAUGUCUGACCGCUAUACAUCUGUACUAUCUGAAAGCCCGCAGGUGCCAGCCCUUCUCAAAUGUAUUCAAAUUAACUUACGUCACUCCAGUCUUGCAGCAUCCUCUCUCUCACAAAUUAUUCUUGAUUUGGAUAUCGAUGUUGUUCUUAUUCAAGAGCCUUACGUGUUGCCUUCUCUUUCUCCUGUGGUUGCAAAUAUCCCCCCUGGUUUCACGGCGUUUCAUCAGCUCUCUGAUGACUACUUGUAUGGGGCUGCUAUUUUAAUACGAGACUCGAUUGUCACAUCUCUGCUGACCUGCUCUAACCUAAGAGUUGUCAAUCAACCUCACUCUGAGCUUGAUUUUGUUCCUGCCGGGACAUCUUUUGUCGAUCUUACCCUCGCAGGUGAUAAAGUCUGUAUUCACAGCUGGUUCUUCCUGGACACUCCUUCUCUCUCAGACCACCCUUAUAUCUUUUUUGAAAUCAACCAUGGAGAUUUUGCUAAAACUAAAAGGAAGCAUUUACGUCCGUCAGUUCCUAAAUUACCUUUCAUCCACCGCGAGCUAUUUUCUCUCGAACUAACGAAAGCACUACGUUGUCUGCCUGUCUACUCCCAGAUUGAAUCCACUGAGAUAGUUAAUGACCAAAUUGCUAAACUUGUCUCGGCGAUUUCCUCCAGUGCUCUCGCUGCCAAGAUCCCCUGUCCUCGUACCAGGUGCGCCAAAAACAUGAUAUGGUGGACACAGGACCUAUCUGUCCUCCGAAGUAAGGCUCGCUCUCACUACAAGGACUGGUCAAAUAGCAAAAACGCUCAAAAUGAAAUGCUGUACCGUCGUAGCAAAGCAGGGUAUCAGCGGGAACUUAGAGCAGCUAAACGUAGAGCUUGGGAGAAAGCUAGGACGAAUGCGACCAAUGGGGAUAUGUUCCGUGUCCUAACUGAGUUCGCGGGAAAAACUAAGUCUAUCUCUCUACCUUCUGAAGUAUCUAUCGAUGGAGCUCUAUCCGCAGAUCCGAUUUUGAUUGCAGAGGGUUGUGCCAGACAUUUCUUUCCUGUUGAACCCCCGUCUCAAUCAACUCACUCAGCAGUGGAAAGUGAAGCCUUUGCCGCUGUCCUCUCUCAGCUCGACGAUGAACCCCCUCCGGUCUCUGACUGGGAAUUUGAAACCGCGGCACGAUCACUUAACACUAAAUCCGCUCCAGGAAUUGAUGGCAUCGCAGCCGAUCUGCUACUUUUUAGCCUACCGCUGAUCAAACCGUACCUAUUUGUCAUCCUCAAUGCGUGCAUAUCCAUGUGUAUCUUCCCAGACUCCUGGAAAGUCGCUAUAGUUUCAGUCAUUGGCAAACCCAAUAAAUGUGACUACACCUCCUUGAACAGCUUUAGACCGAUUAGUUUAGUGUCCAAUUUGGCCAAAUUUCUCGAGAAGAUAGUUCUGGGCCGGUUGCUCUGGCUCGAUAGUGUAAACAACUGGAUCAGUACUAGUCAACAUGGGUUCAGAGCCAACCACUCUACUGAAACAGCGGCGCAUACCCUGGUUUCCUUCAUCGAAGAUGCAUUCUCCGAGAAUAAAGUAUGUGCCACCGCUUUCUUGGACAUCAAGAGUGCCUUUGACUCUGCCUGGCAUCCGGCCAUUAUUCACGCUCUAGCUAAACGUGCUUGCCCCAGCUACCUCAUAAAAAUCAUAAGCAGUUUCCUCUCUAAUAGACAGGCGUGCUUUUCUGUAAAGGAACAUACCCACACCAGUUUUGUUAAUCUAGGAUGUCCGCAAGGUGGAGUUCUUUCACCUUUACUAUGGAAUCUGCUUGUCGAUGACCUACUCCGCCUCACAUUCCCAUUUCCGGUCAAAAUGAUUGCCUAUGCUGACGAUAUAACUAUUAUCACGUCCCACAAAGAAGCGAGUAUUGCCACAAAAACCUCCAACUUGUUUGUGACUCUGUCGGAGCUUGGCUUGCGUCUAGAAAGCUGUUUCUUAAUGCUGUUAAAACUGUCCUUGUCAUAUUCUCCCGAAAGCUGA
Molecule: messenger RNA, 3626 nt
Organism: Daphnia magna
Lineage: Eukaryota; Metazoa; Arthropoda; Branchiopoda; Diplostraca; Daphniidae
Exons: 3
Molecular function (GO): zinc ion binding; nucleic acid binding; catalytic activity
Source: RefSeq, a predicted model, not a curated record